CCUCUUUCUGUUGCGUGAAUAAGGCGGACACCUCUUUAUGCUAUAAAGGAACGUCCAGACCCUAUUGUUUCUUCACAAUUCUCAUUUUCAUUCUCAAAUUCUCAUUUUCAUUCUCUCUCUGUUUGUCCGAAAUCCUUCAAGAUGCAAAUCUUCGUGAAGACCCUCACUGGAAAGACCAUCACUCUCGAGGUCGAGAGUUCCGACACCAUCGAUAACGUCAAGGCAAAAAUUCAAGAUAAGGAAGGGAUCCCACCGGAUCAGCAACGUCUGAUCUUCGCCGGAAAGCAACUCGAGGACGGCCGCACCUUGGCCGACUACAACAUCCAGAAGGAAUCCACCCUCCACCUCGUUCUCCGUCUCCGUGGUGGUAUGCAGAUCUUCGUUAAGACCCUCACCGGCAAGACCAUCACCCUCGAGGUUGAAAGCUCCGACACCAUUGACAACGUCAAGGCUAAAAUCCAGGAUAAGGAGGGUAUUCCACCGGACCAGCAGAGGUUGAUCUUCGCCGGGAAGCAGCUUGAGGACGGCCGCACCUUGGCAGACUACAACAUCCAGAAGGAGUCAACCCUUCAUCUUGUACUUCGUCUACGUGGUGGCAUGCAGAUCUUUGUUAAGACCCUUACCGGAAAGACAAUUACCCUUGAGGUGGAGAGCUCUGACACAAUCGAUAAUGUGAAGGCCAAAAUCCAAGACAAGGAGGGCAUUCCCCCGGACCAGCAGAGAUUGAUCUUCGCCGGUAAGCAGCUCGAGGAUGGCCGUACUCUUGCAGACUACAACAUCCAAAAGGAGUCUACCCUCCAUCUUGUCUUGCGUCUCCGUGGUGGUAUGCAGAUUUUCGUGAAGACCCUCACCGGGAAAACUAUCACUCUUGAGGUGGAGAGCUCUGACACCAUUGAUAAUGUCAAAGCUAAGAUCCAAGACAAGGAAGGUAUCCCCCCGGACCAGCAGAGGUUGAUCUUUGCUGGAAAGCAGCUUGAAGAUGGGCGCACCUUGGCCGACUACAAUAUCCAGAAGGAGUCCACCCUUCAUCUUGUCCUCCGUCUCAGGGGAGGCAUGCAGAUUUUUGUUAAGACUUUGACUGGGAAGACCAUUACCCUUGAGGUGGAGAGCUCCGACACCAUUGACAAUGUCAAAGCCAAGAUUCAGGACAAGGAGGGGAUUCCCCCGGACCAGCAGAGGUUGAUCUUCGCCGGGAAGCAGUUGGAAGAUGGAAGGACCCUUGCUGAUUACAAUAUUCAGAAGGAGUCCACUCUUCACCUUGUGCUUCGUCUCCGUGGUGGAUUUUAAGUGGAUGAAUUGCAAUUUGUUUUUCCUCAAUAUUAUGUUUCUAAAUUUCUGAACUUGUUGAAUGGGUCUGGGUCCUCAGUGGCCCUUUAAAUAAAUUUCGUUAUUUAUCUUUUGAUUGUUAUUAAAAAAAUACUACUGUUUUUAAUUGCACUGUAUGUUUUACCUUUAUAAAAGUUGGUACCUUGGUUUA
Molecule: messenger RNA, 1477 nt
Organism: Arachis duranensis
Lineage: Eukaryota; Viridiplantae; Streptophyta; Magnoliopsida; Fabales; Fabaceae
Product: polyubiquitin
Exons: 2
Coding region: 142-1287 (381 amino acids)
Biological process (GO): protein ubiquitination; modification-dependent protein catabolic process
Cellular component (GO): nucleus; cytoplasm
Molecular function (GO): ubiquitin protein ligase binding; protein tag activity
Source: RefSeq, a predicted model, not a curated record